AUACUAUUGGUGUGUGCUUUAUUUACAGUCAAGCUAAGCUAAGACUUUAUAGGAAUAUUAGUUCUUGUAAAGGAAGAACAUUGAAGCAAAAAAUGGUCUACAGACGCUGGUGUCCAGCUUGGAGCAAGAAAUUUCCUUCCUUUUAUCACGACAAAGAACAAAACUUCACAUACUGCAGGUUAUGCAGAUGUAGCAGUAUACCUCAUGCACAAGUAUGUAAGUGGGCAACUGGUCUUACCCCUCCUUCUUCGGGAUGGAGAAUGAGGCGUCUGGUUCGUCAUUUAUCUUCAUUCGAACACCAGACUGCGCAUGCAACAGCUGUGGAUCGUUGCCAAUCUGUCAUAGAUUACCAACAGAAGAACAACGGAAGUCUCCCACCAGAUGCUGAGGAUCCUGACUCCAUACUGGGGGAAGCUGAUUCUUUCUUUGUCAGUUUUAGCCCGGUUACCUUCAGAAGUGUAUUAGAGACGCUCACCUUUGAAGAGUUGACCCGUAAAGCUCAUUCAACGUUUGAAACAGAACAACUCAAGUUUGGACAUUCAGAAUACUUCAAACAAAUCAAAAGAAAGAGUAACCAGGACAGUUUGCGACCGUCGCUUGUUGUUAAAUCCGCUAAGCUUGACCAACUUCCAUCAGUCACAAAAUAUCCAGACAUUGAAGCAGAUGAUGAAAUGAGACAAGUUACUCUCGAAAUCGCAACCAAUCAAGAAACAUCUGAAAACGACACAGAUUCUGAGGUGGAUUUGGCGAGCAAGGAACUGCAUGGUGACCGCCAUGAUAACGUAAAUUUCACAACAAGUAACGGACAAAAUGGUGACAAUUUUGAUUCAUCUUCCAACAUAGCGUUGACCUUACCACCAAGCUUUGAUGAACUUAUUCAAACACAAAAGAAACUUGUUAAAGCUAUCGAAAAACUUGUUGAAGUACAAACUGAAACUUUAACUGCUGUUAAAACACUUAUUAAACAAAAUAAAAACAGCACGUAGCUGGAGAUAUUAUUGUACAGUACUAUAGUUAUUGUAUAGUACGAAAAGAUGUCCAAUCUUACCCCUACCUACUGUACUAUUUUUCUGCUGAAAAUACUUUAAACCCAAAAUCAUAAACACCAUGAGAUUUUAAAUCUUAUGAUAUACUAGAUCAUGAUAUUCAAAACAAUACCUAUAUUUUAACAACAUUAUCAGAGGUGUUUAACCUGCAGUGGUGAGGUAGCCAUGUCAAGAUUUUUUAAAAACUUUUACAAUAAAGUAAAAUUUCUGAGCACCCAAAACAUUCUAAUUUCGCUAUUUUUGAACUUUUUUGUUUUAUUUCAGCUUCAUGCGGUUUUUGAAGUUUUUAUCAUGAAUUAUGUGUCUGGUCUUGUGUUUGUGUACAAUGUACAUGAUGUUAAACCUUAUAAUAUCAAUGCUUGUAUCUUAAGAUAAGCAUAUGGAUUUUACAUUUGUUAUUGGUAAAGGAAAUUUACAAAGAUUGUGAACAUGUAGUUUAAACUUGUUUACUGUCACUAGCUCCAAAUUUAUUUUUGGUUUUUGGAUUAAAUAUCUUAUGCUUUUUGGCAUUCUCAGUUA
Molecule: messenger RNA, 1565 nt
Organism: Ciona intestinalis (vase tunicate)
Lineage: Eukaryota; Metazoa; Chordata; Ascidiacea; Phlebobranchia; Cionidae
Source: RefSeq, a predicted model, not a curated record